This is a messenger RNA of Exophiala spinifera, 1509 nucleotides long. RefSeq lists its product as uncharacterized. The transcript is spliced from 2 exons. NCBI's taxonomy places the organism in Eukaryota, Fungi, Ascomycota, Eurotiomycetes, Chaetothyriales, Herpotrichiellaceae. The coding region runs from base 1 to 1509 and encodes 502 amino acids. The record is from RefSeq and is a predicted model, not a curated record.
AUGUCCUACCAAUAUACUGUCACCGAACGCAGGCGCAGAACAACGAACAGCGGUUACGGCCACUCUGGACACAGGUCAACAUUUGGCUACUGGGUGCCCUUGGUCGUCACUGUAACAGCUGCCGCCAUAGGAGUUGCCGCUUGGGUAUGGAGUGAGCGGCGCGAUGAUGAAGAAGAGUCGAGCGAGGAGGAACACUACCCGGGAGGAGUGCCACCUCCAGGAUAUGCAAGCAUGAGUGGCGCACUACCUGCUGGACCACCACCACCAGGUGGCUAUCAAGGGCCCCCAGGUCCCGGACCAGAAGGCUUUCAGGGUCCGCCGAUGAUGCCAGGUCCAAACCAACCCGGCGGCUUCCAAGGCCCUCCACCGCCUCCUGGAGUCCAAGGUCCAGGACCUGAAGGCUAUCGUGAAGCUCGCGGGGAAUAUUACGCUUCCAGGCCAACAGUGGAAGAGCAACAAGAAGAGACUGGAUUCGUGGCCAGGAUGUCAAGCGCACUUGGCUUUGGUCGGUCGACAACCCCGUCGCAGUCAUUGACACGAGGGGAUCCGGUUCAACAGCCUUAUGACUGGACCAACAAGCCAUUCGCUUCUGGAGUCGCAGCUGCUGGCGCUAUGGUCGGUGCUGCCAUUAGCUCAAUCAGAGGUGACGGUGGUGAAGGUUACGAAGAUCACGAGCGAUGGAGUGAAGAAGUCGAACAACGCGAAAGCGCACAGGAUGUUAAGCAGGGAAUUAAACGCCGGGGAACAGCCGACGAGUUCUUCUCCGGCAAGGUCGACAUCCCAAGAGAGUCGUCCAUUGCUCGUCAAAAGAGAAAAGCUGUUGCUGUUGUUGUAUCUGCGGCCGGUCUGGGAUCUGAUGGUGAUGUGGAUCACGCUUCCAUUCUGUCAUAUCUGCCUGAAUAUGUCGAUCCCGACACAACCAGGGUUUUCGUUCUGAUAUAUGCUCCUGAACUGAAGGCGCAUCCACUUGGCAACAGAAUACCAUCACAAUCAAUGACAUCGUCCUUCUCAAACAUUAGCCAGGCCGAAGCGCAUACCCCAGCCCACACGCCUGGAGACUUUCCUUCAGGAACGCCAGAUGACGGUAUUCUAGCACAUGUUGAUCCCAAGCCAGUUGAAGAUGGAACAUCCGCGUAUAAGAUUCUUCGCGACCAAGCUCUCACAAUAGUGGACAGGGAGACAAUGAUCCUCCCAUUCACUUCAUCGAGAGGACACAAACACAUCUUACGAAGCCUCGCGCCAGAACUUGUAUACAUCCAAGAAUCUCUCUGCGGAGCUGAUGGCGAAAUUGUGUCGGAGCUUUCAGGUUGGGUGCGCCAAACUGUUGUCGUCAUUGGUGAUGAGGGAGGCCAAGGGGGGUUAGUGGACACUGACGAUGAGUCGGUCACGCAUAGGCCUGAGACGUGGUGGCAAAAGGAGGAGAGGACUGGACUUGGGAAGCGUGUUGGGGUUGUUGAGAGUCUGAAGAUAGGGGAGGACUGGCAAAGGCGAAUCAAUGAUCGAGACUGA